Bactrocera tryoni is the source of this 6327-nucleotide messenger RNA. It is a transcript of the gene Tao, whose product is annotated as serine/threonine-protein kinase Tao. Gene Ontology annotation, molecular function: ATP binding; protein kinase activity. The record is from RefSeq and is a predicted model, not a curated record. Bases 419 to 3457 code for a protein of 1012 amino acids. Gene Ontology annotation, biological process: protein phosphorylation. The transcript has 13 exons. Lineage: Eukaryota; Metazoa; Arthropoda; Insecta; Diptera; Tephritidae.
AUAAAGAGGGAAUAAAUUAAUGUCUUCGUAUCAAGUGUGGUAGAAAAGGCGUUUAUGUAUUUUUCAACUAUUGGAGACAGGGUAGACGACGGUGUCAGAGCUCAGAUAUAUAAAGAAACGUAUUUUUAAUUUUCUAAGUCUGGAGCAAUAAUAUAACUAAUAAGAAAAAGUAGAGAUAUAAUGUGAAUAGUUGAAUUAAUAAGUUACAUAAAAACUAAAUUGGGGUGCCCAAGCGAUAAGAAAACGCAAGUGGAGAAUUAGUGGUGAAUGACGAAUGUGUGGGCAAGUGUGUAGGUUUGUAUAUGGAGCAGGGUGAUGGAGAUAUGGAUUAAGAAUCGUGAAGGUGCAGUGAAAACAACAUUACAAGGAAUAUUAGAAAUCGUAAGCACCUUCUCUGAGAAAAAUAACAUGAACAACGAUGCCACCUGCACGUCCUGGAAGUCUUAAGGAUCCGGAAAUUGCCGAUCUUUUUUAUAAACAUGAUCCAGAAAAAAUAUUCGAGGACUUGCGUGAAAUUGGUCAUGGCUCGUUUGGCGCUGUUUAUUAUGCGCGAUGCAACCUUACCAAAGAAAUCGUGGCCAUUAAAAAGAUGUCCUUUUUGGGCAAACAGAGCCUUGAAAAAUGGCAGGAUAUUCUUAAAGAAAUCAGAUUUCUUCGUCAAUUGAAUCAUCCGAACACCAUAGAAUACAAGGGCUGCUAUCUACGUGAAUCAACAGCGUGGCUGGUAAUGGAAUAUUGUGUUGGCUCGGCUUCAGAUAUUAUUGAAGUACAUAAGAAGCCUUUACACGAGGACGAAAUCGCUGCGAUAUGUGAUGGCGUUCUGAACGGCUUGAGUUACUUACACAGUUUGGGGCGCAUACACAGAGAUAUAAAAGCCGGCAAUAUUCUUCUCACAGAUAAUGGUAUUGUUAAAUUGGCAGAUUUCGGUAGCGCUGCUAUUAAGUGUCCAGCUAACAGUUUUGUGGGCACUCCGUAUUGGAUGGCCCCGGAAGUGAUUCUAGCUAUGGAUGAGGGCCAGUAUGAUGGUAAAGUUGAUGUGUGGUCCUUGGGUAUUACUUGCAUUGAAUUGGCUGAACGGAAACCACCAUAUUUUAACAUGAAUGCAAUGUCUGCUCUUUAUCACAUUGCUCAAAAUGAUUCUCCAAAUUUAUCCAAAAAUGAAUGGUCAGAUACAUUUUGCAAUUUUGUUGAAUUGUGUCUCAAAAAAAUGCCCGUGGAGCGACCUUCGUCAACGAAACUGCUAAAACACGAAUUUUUGACACAGCCACGUUCAGAUAUUGUGUUGCUGGAAUUGAUAGCUCGUACAAAAGCUGCAGUGCGUGAAUUAGAUAAUUUAAAUUAUCGUAAAAUGAAAAAAAUACUAAUGGUCGAUACCUGCGAGACUGAGAGCGCCAUAGGCGAUACGGACGAUACACAGGAUGAACAUGCUGGCGGUGAUAGCAGCAAGAGUAAUAGUAUUACUUCAGAACACUCCAUACAUUCGGUGGGUGUGUCGGCGGCCAGUAGUCAAGUAAGCUCUUCGUCGAAUUCUAUUCCCACCAGUCAAAAUCACAUAUUGACACAACAGCAGCAUAUUGCUGUGAAUUAUCAGCAACAAGCAGCUGCUGCGGCAGCGGCGGCGGCGGCUGCAAGUGGAGUUGCGGCACGAAAUUCAUCACGACAAAGAAAUCUGCCGCCACUACCUAAUAUAAUGCACAAUAUGAACAAUAAUGUUACGCCAACAAAUUCAACUUCCGUUGUGCCAGCACCUAUGAUGCCUGUAUCGUCCGCAAGUCAUUCAGCAGGAGGGGGUUCCCCUGCUGCUACAGCGAAUAUGGGAACAGGCAUGUUAUCUCAAGCAAGCGGUGUUUGCGUGGGCAGUGCCGGUGGUGCUGGCGAUCGUAUGCCUCGCUAUUUGUCAUCACCUGCCGCCGCAGCCGCAGUAUAUGCUGCAUCGUCACAGCAAGCCAUCUCUAAUGCCGUCAAUGAGCAUGGACCUAACAAUUUUGCCACUAUUCGGACUACAAGUAUUGUAACAAAGCAACAGAAAGAACAUAUGCAGGAGGAAAUGCAUGAACAAAUGUCUGGCUAUAAACGAAUGCGUCGCGAGCAUCAAGCUGCGUUACUGAAGCUCGAAGAGAAGUGUAAACUGGAAAUGGAGGCUCAUAAGGGUGCAUUAGACAAGGAAUAUGAUAAUCUGUUAUACAACUUCACACGGGAAUUGGAGCGUUUAGAGGCGAAGCAUCAGCAAGACCUAGAACGUCGUCAAAAGCAAACAACCGCAGCGGAAAAGAAACUUUUCAAGGAGAUUUCUUUGAAACAGGAAAGUGAACGUAAAGCCUUUGAUUUAAAUCGCAAAAAGGAAUAUAAGGCAAAUAAAGAACGAUGGAAACGUGAACUAUCGAUGGAUGAAUCCACACCGAAACGGCAACGUGACCUGACGUUGCAAUCACAGAAAGACAACUUGAAGCAAGCAGAAGCGCAAGAGGAACAACGUUUGCUGAGAGUACAAAAACAGUAUAUUGACUUGGAAAUGCGGAAAUUCAGAAGAAGACGCCUAAUAUCUCUUCACGAGCUCGAAGACCAGUUAUUGCGUGAUGAAUUAAGCAAAAAGCAACAUCAGUUGGAGCAGGCGCAUGCUAUUCUGCUGAAACAUCAUGAAAAAACGCAGGAACUAGAAUAUCGUCAGCAAAAAAGUGUACAUCAGCUUCGCGAGGAGCAGAUAAAUACUCAGCACGAUACGGAACUGAAGAAUCAAAAUGACUAUAUGGAGCGAGUUAAAAAAGAACUUCUGCGGAAACACGCUCUUGAAAUCAGACAACAUCCUAAAAGUUUAAAGCAAAAAGAACUGCAAAUCCGUAAACAAUUUCGCGAAACUUGCAAAACUCAGACAAAACAAUAUAAACGCUAUAAGGCACAAAUUCUCCAGACCACACCAAAAGAACAGCAGAAGGAGGUUAUAAAACAAUUGAAGGAAGAGAAGCAUCGAAAAUUAACACUUCUCGGUGAACAGUACGAACAAAGCAUCGCCGAUAUGUUCCAAAGUCAGAGUUACAAAUUGGAUGAGACCCAAGUGAUUGAGUGCCAUCGUACCAACGAGCAAUUGGAAUACGAACUUGAUGUGCUCACUGCCUAUCAAAAUAAAAACAAGAAACAAGCUCAGGAGCAACGUGAUCGUGAGCGUAAAGAGUUGGAAAACAGAGUAAACGUUCGUAGAGGUUUACUGGAGAGCAAGAUGAAUGCGGAGUUACAGCAGUUCAAUCAAGAGCGAGCUGAACGUUUACGUAUCAAACAAGAAAAGCAUGCCAGAGAACUAGAAGCUUUCGAUCAGGAAUCGCUUGCGUUAGGUUUCAGCGCUCUAUCACUCAGCGAGGUGUCGCGCGAAACAUACCCCGACGAGGAGGGUAGCUUAUCAGGGUCCAUGAUCAGUUUAGCGCAUAGUAAUAGCUCUACAAGUUUUCCGGCUGGCUCCCUAUAGCAUAAAAACACUAAUAGGUAUAAAAACGGCAAUUUUAUUAAAACUAACAUAAUUUCAAUAACAAAGAAAGGAUUUCGUAAUUCUAGUGAUGAUGGUAAAAACCAAGUAAAAGAAGUAAUGUAAAAAAGAAACCCAAAAAAUAUUAAAACUAAACACUAAUAAUAAUAACGAAUACAUUAAAGAAGAAGAAAGUAUGAAAAGUAUAAACAGUGAGUGAAGCAAAAGUAAUAAUAAAAUGCAAAUAACAAAAUUAAAUGUAUGCCACUGAUUGCAGCAAGCAAAAUAUAAACAGCAAUAAUAAUACAUAUUAGCAGUUGCCGCCGGUUCAUAUUUUUAUAUUUAAGUUAUUAAAUUACAACAAAAUUGCAAUCUAAAAACACAGUAAAACAUAUAUUCAAGAUAUGAAAAGUAAUUAAUUAUCAUUAAAGAAAACAUAGGCAUUAGUGGCGAGUUUCUUAAGCUGUAAGGCUUUGAAUAAGAUAAUCAAAAAGAGGCGUUACAAACUAGGACGCUAGUUUUUUUAUAAUGCAGUAUAAUAGCGCUAUAAAGAAACACCAUAAAAAAUACCUACACUGUCGUAUGUCCAUAUGUCCGCACGAAUGUUCGCUUACAUAACAUAUAAACGAUUGCAUAUGCAUAUAAAGCUGGCGUGAAAAUGGCAUUUCCUUCUAUAUGUUUGCAAGAUAUGAAAUUUGGCUAAUGUGCGAUGGAGAGAUGUAUGCAAUUUCAUUGUGCUGUAGGACUAUCUUUCAUAUAGACUGAUAUAGUCGAGCUUCGGUAUUCAUAUAUACAUACAUACAUCCAACUGUAUAUUCCAAAAUUCCUUGUGUCCAGUACUUAUUGUAACGAUUUCUUUGCAUGCAAUAGCAUGGGCAAUUCUUCAUAUUUUUCUUGCUGUGAUAUUACAUAUCAAAGAGUGCAACAUCUUGAUUUAUGUUGAUGAUAUAUGUAUGUGGAAUGGAAUUAUAUAUGUUUUUGUUCAAACAUUAGCCUGUCUGUCUGUCAGUUGAGUCUAGUCCCCUUCGUUAGAUAUUUUAAUCUUUUGAAAUUUUUUUUAGAUACCUUGAUAUAUGUAGAACUUGAAGCUAUCGGAAAAUUCAAUUCCAGUAAUCAUAGCUCAGAAGAAAAAUUUGCUAUAUUUGUUUGUUAUAUUUAAAAUGUGAAAUUUACAUGGAAUUUCUUUUAAAUUAUUUAUGUAUGGAAAUGCUCUGAAGCACCAUUUCAAUGCAUUCAUCUUUUGGUCUUAAAACCAAAUCAACAGUGUGAGCUAAGGAUUCAACUACGGAGUGACUUGGUAAUAAUACUUUUUUGAUGACCAAGGGUAGAUAGUACGAGUAUAAUGUAAAUAAAACCUAGUAGUAUUUGUUAUUUAUGCUCAACGGUUGUAGGCGCUCAUUUGCAAAAGUUUCAAAUUUUUAGUUUCUAGACGUUUCCAUAUUUUAUUUAUUCGUUAAUUUAAUUUAACAAUUAAUGCAAUUCUAACGAUUAAUGCAAAGAGUUCUGUUAAGUCUUCGACCAUGGUCAAUUACAUAUAUACGCGAGGCGGUUGAAAUACACUUAGUAUCGCCAGAUAAUUGUGCACGCCUCUCAUUGGGAAACUUUGCUGCUUAAAUAUGUGGUUGAGUUAACAUUCCAUUUAACUGAGUUUGAACUGUGACACAACUCAUAUGUACUGUUGUAAGAUCUGUAAAUUCCUUUUAAUCAUUGGAUAAUGCUGAAAUGUCGAAGCAAGUUUUAGGGAUUCGUGAAUUUUUCAAUGUUGAAAGUUUAUAUUAUUUCUGCAAUACUUUGUAAUUUUGAAACGAAAAUAAUUUUUUUCCUUAGAAUUAAAUUUGAAAUGUUAAUGAUUAGGUUGCGGUCGACUAUCGUCACUGAGCCAAUAGUAGAUAUGUACUAGAGUUUGUAAUACUUCAUAUUCGCCAUUAACUGCAUAUUUUGAUUGUAUUGGUUUGUGAUUGCGAUUUCGCUUUGUUAUUUUGAGCCGGUCAUAUUUUAUCAAAAGUUAUAAAUAUGAAAGAAUUGCAUGGAAAAAGUAAAUAUAUAUAUCAAGAAAUUCAAGAAUUAAUAACAAAAUGGAAAGGUAAAUUAGAAUAUUUAAAAUAAAAUUAAUUUUUCGAAAAUUAACAAUUAGCCAAAAUGUUGUGUUAAUAUAAUAUUACGUAAUUUUAGUAAACAAAUUAAUAUUGUAAAUUUGUUCAAGUUUUUUUUUUGUUUUGUAUCAUUUUUGUUGUUGAAUUGUGAGGCGAAGAAGGUUUGUUGCUGCAACACAUUUAUCCUAGCCACCGAUUAAUGAAUUGCUUUGUACGCCAUUCGUUCAGUUUUGUUCAGAGUUUAAGAAAUAUGUAAUGACGCAUACAACGCCACAACUUUAUACAGAUUAUAAAACGAAAUGAACAGCAUUAAGCAAACUUAUACUUGUAUAAUAAAGCUGCCGAAUAACUCAUAUGCAGAGCUUUUGAGCAUAUAAUUUGAGUAUGACGUGAAACGCCCACUAAAACAUAAACAGUGUACAGUACUUUAUUACAAAUAUUUUAAAUAUAAUAUUAUAAUGUUCAUCGAGGAAAGGAUCGCGACAUUGUAAAUGCAUUUGAUUGGCGAACGAGCCAGUCAUUGAAGUAUCGCAGCACCAAUAUUCUGCCUAAUUCUACGUAAUGAGAAUUUCAGACGAUUCACUGGAAUGAAAAUAUUACGGUUUAAUGCUGUUGUUGUUGUUCCUUUCCUCUGCUUCAGUAAAUAUUUACUUUAAAUAUGAUAAGAUCUACAAAAUGUAAUUAAAUAUGCAAAGCAAUUUCCACAUAUGAAAGUGUGUAAAAUAGUUUCCACGCCAGCAAAAACCAACCAAUUAUAAUUAUUAAAAUAACAUAAACAAA